CUGCAUCUGGGAAGUGUCAGUCCAGCACUUUGGCAGUGAUUUUUAUUAUAAACGACAAACGAUCCCCACAUGAGUCUCAAGAUCUGUCUACUCCAUCACAGUUGAUAUCGCCGGCAACCUCAGAAUCCCGAUCCCGAAAUGUCGAUUAGAGAUGCUUUUCUCUGCUUACUGAUUGCAACAUCUUCGAUCUCAGCUGCUUGGGCUGAUUUAAUUUAUGGUUGUGGUGGCUUCGUCCAGGCGAGCUCAUCCCUAAUUAAGUCAAGGAAGCCGACUGAUGCCAAGUUGGAUUAUUCCCAUAUCACGGUUGAGCUUCUCACGGUUGAUGGGCUAGUAAAGGACAGAACGCAAUGUGCUCCAAAUGGAUACUAUUUUAUUCCAGUAUAUGACAAGGGUUCUUUUGUAGUUAAAAUUAAUGGACCUGAAGGAUGGUCAUGGGAUCCAGAAAAGGUCCCUGUUGUGGUUGAUGACAAUGGAUGCAAUGGAAAUGAAGAUAUAAAUUUUCGUUUCACAGGGUUUACUAUAUCUGGUAGAGUUGUGGGGGCUGUCGGCAGAGAAAGCUGUUCAGUUAAAAAUGGUGGUCCUUCAAAUGUGGAGGUUGCGUUAUUAUCCCCUGCUGGUGAUCUUUUCUCUUCUGUCUUAACUUCAUCAUCAGGGAGUUACUUGUUCACAAAUAUCUUUCCAGGGAGAUAUGAACUCCGCGCAUCACAUCCUGAGUUGAAAGUCGAUGUUAAAGGUUCAACACAGGUGGAAUUAGGCUUUGGAAAUGGGAUAGUGGAUGAUGUUUUCUUUGUCCCUGGAUACAGCAUCAAUGGCCAUGUGGUUGCACAGGGAAAUCCAAUAUUAGGAGUCCACAUUUACUUAUAUUCAGAUGACGUCUCUGAGGUAGAGUGUUUGCAAGGUCCUGGUAGUGGCCCUAGGGAAGGUGUUGCUCUAUGUCAUGCCGUAUCAGACGCUGGUGGAAGGUUCACAUUCAAUUCAAUACCUUGUGGAAGCUAUGAACUCGUGCCUUACUACAAGGGUGAAAAUACAGUUUUUGAUGUUUCACCUUCCAGUGUCUCUGUUAAUGUUAAGCAUCAACAUGUAACUGUUCCUCAAAAAUUUCAGGUCACUGGAUUCUCCAUAGGAGGUCGUGUAGUUGAUGGGAAUGAGAUAGGAGUGGAGGGUGUUAAAAUUAUAGUGGAUGGUCGUGAAAGGUUCAUUACUGAUAAACAUGGAUAUUAUAAGCUUGAUCGGGUUACAUCCAAGCACUAUACCAUAGAGGCCAAAAAGGAACACUACAAGUUCAAGAAGUUAGAGAAUUAUAUGGUAUUGCCAAAUAUGGCUUCAAUUGAGGAAAUCAAUGCCAUUUCAUAUGAUCUAUGUGGUGUGGUCAGAACGGUUAGUGGUGGCCUUAAAGCAAAGGUGGCUCUGACUCAUGGACCUGAGAAUGUGAAACCACAAAAAAAGCAUAUAGAUGCUAAUGGGAAGUUUUGCUUUGAAGUUUUACCUGGUGAAUAUCGCUUGUCAGCUAUUGCUGCUACUCCUGAGAGUGUUCCUGGACUCAUGUUUUUGCCAUCUUACAUUGACGUUGUUGUCAAAAGUCCAUUGUUGGAUAUUGAGUUUUCACAGGCUCUAGUCAACAUUCAUGGUGCCGUAGUCUGCAGAGACAAAUGUGGUCCAUCUGUAUCCGUUUCUCUUGUGAGACAUUUCAGUAAACAUAAUGAAGAGAGGAAGACAAUUGGUUUGACCAAUGAGAGUAAUGAAUUUCAUUUUCCAGACGUUGUUCCUGGAAAGUACAGGCUCGAGGUAAAACAUGAGUCAUCAAAAUCAGCAACCACGGAAGAUAAUUGGUGCUGGGAGCAGAGAUUCAUUGAUGUAGAUGUUGGAGCUGAGGAUUUAAAAGGAGUUUUAUUUGUCCAAAAAGGCUACUGGGUCAAUAUUAUUUCCACCCAUGAUGUUGAUAGUUACAUGACUCAACCUGAUGGCUCAAACCUGAAUUUGAAGAUUCAGAAAGGUUCCCAGCAAAUAUGUGCAGAAUAUGCUGGAGUGCACGAAUUGCAUUUUAAAAACUCGUGUAUCUUCUUUGGGAGCUCAGCUGUGAAAAUUGAUACGUCUAAUUUAUUGCCCGUCUAUCUGAAAGGAGAAAAGUACCUUCUCAAAGGACAGAUAAAUGUUGAGUCCAGCUCCCUAAAUGAAUUGCCUGAGAAUAUGAUUGUGGAUAUCCAAAAUGGUGGAGCUAGUGUAAUUGAUGCUGCCAAGGCCAUACUUUCAUCCGAUGGGAAAGAUGAAACAAGUACUGCUAUCUAUGAGUAUUCUGUAUGGGCUAAUCCUGGAGAAAAGCUUACCUUUAUUCCUCGGGACCCAAGGAAUGAUGGGGAGAAGAAGAUAUUAUUUUAUCCUAGAGAAUAUCAUGUCUUAGUGACAGAUAGCAGUUGUCAAGCCCCUGUUCCUACAUUUUUGGGUCGACUGGGUUUAUAUAUUGAAGGAUCAGUUUCACCUCCUCUUUCUGGUGUUCAUAUUAGGAUUCUUGCUGCUGGUGAUAGCCGCAUCACUGGCUUUAAAAGUGGUAAAUCAGUACUUGAAACUAUCACUGCUGCUGAUGGCUCCUUUGUAGCAGGUCCUUUAUAUGAUGAUGUUACUUACAAUGUCGAGGCUUCAAAGCCUGGUUAUUAUUUAAAACAGGUUGGGCCUCAUUCUUUCAGCUGUCAGAAGCUUAGUCAAAUUUCAGUACGUUUACAUCACAAAGAUGAUGCUAAAGAACCCAUUCCUUCUGUGCUGUUAUCCUUGAGCGGUGAUAAUGGUUACAGAAACAACUCAGUAUCUGGGACCAGUGGAACUUUCCUGUUUGAUAAUUUGUUUCCUGGGAUGUUCUAUUUGCGUCCUGUUUUAAAGGAGUUUGCUUUCUCACCUCAAGCACAAUCAAUAGAGCUUGGAGCUGGAGAAUCUAGGGAAGUCAUUUUCCAAGCCACCCGUGUAGCUUACAGUGCUACAGGUAGAGUUACUCUGUUAUCUGGCCAACCAAAAGGAGGGAUUCCUGUAGAAGCACGGUCAGUGUCAAAAGGUUAUUUUGAAGAAACAGUGGCAGAUUCCUCUGGAAAUUAUCGUCUGAGAGGGCUGUUGCCUGAUACUACCUAUGUUAUUAAAGUAGCUAAAAGAGAUGGUGUGAGGAGUUCUCGCAUAGAGCGUGCUUCUCCUGACUCCAUUUCUGUCAAGGUUGGAACUGAGGAUAUGAAGGGUUUGGAUUUUAUAGUUUUUGAGGAGCCAGAAAUGACGAUUAUGAGUUGUCACGUUGAAGGAAGCAGUACGGAGGAACAGAGGAAACACCUAAUAGUGGAAAUCAAGUCAGCUAGUGACGCAGCCAAGAUAGAGUCUGUCUUCCCCUUGCCAAUUUCCAACUUCUUCCAGGUGAAGGACUUGCCUAAGGGAAGAUACCUUCUGCGGCUUCGUUCUGGUCUUCCUCCAGGCUCCCACAAAUUUAAAUCGGAUAGCAUUGAAGUUGACUUGGAGAAAAAAGCCCAAAUCCAUGUGGGCCCACUGGGAUACAGGUUUGAAGAAGAUCAGCUGAAGCAGGAAUUGACCCCUGCACCGGUAUUUCCUCUCAUAGUUGGAGUGCUAGUUAUUAUACUAUUUGUUAGUAUGCCGAGACUGAAGGAUUUGUAUCAAGCCACGAUAGACAUGCCCAUGCCCACAGGAGGACCUGCUGCGACUUCGAAAAGGGAAGUGCGGAAGCCAGUGUCGCGAAAGAAGACAUACUAAAACUUUUUCCAUCUCAUAAAACUUUCUCAUUUUGUUUACGUUUCAAAAUAAGAAAAAUCAAUGGAAAAAGUACAGUUAGGAUCGGGGGAAAAAAGAUGAAGUUGGCCAUAUGCUCAAUUCAGCUUAAAGUUGCCCUCCCAAAAAAAAAAAUCUUGUUAGUUUGACAGCGUUUAUUUUCCCUUCUAGGAUUUCCCUUUUAUGCUAAAGGAUGAUUGUACUAAUUAAAGAUUUAUCAAUUUUUCGUGGCCGUUCCCGUGAAA
Neltuma alba is the source of this 3995-nucleotide messenger RNA. Its product is annotated as nodal modulator 1. The record is from RefSeq and is a predicted model, not a curated record. Gene Ontology annotation, cellular component: endoplasmic reticulum membrane. The transcript has 27 exons. Lineage: Eukaryota; Viridiplantae; Streptophyta; Magnoliopsida; Fabales; Fabaceae. Gene Ontology annotation, molecular function: carbohydrate binding. Bases 139 to 3735 code for a protein of 1198 amino acids.